ACGGAACUCCCGAAAGGAACAAAUUCGCCAUUCCUUUGAUCCAACAUCAAGAAACAAAGCGAGUUCGAGCAUCGUGCUCGUUCCAGUUUCCCAACUCGYAACGGYAGUAAAUGCCAUUGUCUGGUCUGAAAUUGCACCAAUCAACGGUGGCAUGUAUCAUUCGCUGUAAGCGGUGAUUGAUUUUCCAGUUCACCAGACACAGACAACCUUCACAAAAUGGCAUGGUCAAGUCCAAAGAAUAGCGGAAGGAGGACGAGGACAACUCGAACCCCUGCCGGGCCGAUCUACUACGACUCGAAACACUCAGUUGCCAUUCUMCUUCAGUGCAACGGRUCGGCAUGGCUCAGGGUAAUACCCUGGUGUAUCCUCAACGCGGCAUUCACGGCAGCAUUAACGGCACUCGAAACGAGAUACGACCUGCCACUAGCGCUGCCGGGCGAAUCGUCGUCGCUCGGCCACGAUUUUACCGGGUUGGUGCUUUCCUUUUUGCUGGUGCACCGAAUCGGCUGGGCACUCCGCAGGUACUCUCGAUACCAGGAAUCCCUCGGCACUGUCCUGCGGGACGUCCGGGGCCUGACCCAGAAAGCCAUCGUUUUYUCUCGGCGAAACAAGAACAACGACACCUCUGCCAAGGAAUGGAGGUCCGAGAUCGCCUAUCGGAGCCUGCUCAUGGCCAGAAUGACCACCGCCAAUGCGGAAUUCCCUGUUGCGCAGAUCCCCGCACACGAGGUGGCCGAGCUCGACGGCCCGGAGCUCCAGUUUUGUACUCCCGAUCGGGACUUUCUGYACCACGCCGAGAUUCCGUACAGCAAGGGGAUCCACUCCUUGUUGCGGAUGCCCUGGAAGAUUGCGGAAUUGAUUCGAGAGACAAUCUGUGGGUAAGUCCGCCAUUCGAUUGCCCGSUUUUUCGGUUCAGAUUGCCAAUUCGGUGCAACAAGCAAGUCUAACUCUAAAUUUCGCACGGAUUCUUCCACGCAAUCCAAUGCUUUCUUUCGCCUUGCCCSCCUGGUUUGCUACAGCCAAGAAGAACGACUGGUCAAGCCAAUGAGCACAGACCACGAAAUGAAUCUGCUGGCUACCGUGGAUUCUAUUCUCGCUGGCUACCACGGAAUCCAAAACCUUAUGCUGACGCCCGUCCCCUUCCCGCUCGUGCAAAUGACCCUCACCCUCACCAUGGUGUACGUYUUCACGCUCCCCCUGGUGUUUUUAAAGGACGACGCCCAGCGGAGCCUGCUCGGCGACUGUUCRCGCGUGUUUUUUGCCACGUAUUGUUUCCUCGGCCUGGCGUUUGUCGCCCAGGACCUGGACGAUCCCUUCGGGUGCGGCCCGAACGAUUUCGACGCCGMGGGCUGCUUCGGGUUUGCCCUGGACGACGUCGUGACCAUGAUCCACGACGCGGACGGCCUGGAAUGGGCCGAUGCGCUGCGGUACAAGUGCAACCCAAACCCCUCGAGGGCCGUCCACGACGAGAUGGUGGGCGCGAUGACGGGAGAGCGCGAGGGCUUGCUGCCAAAGCACAAACACGGCGGCGGCGACGACAAUCGCCCCUGGAAGCACGCCCCGGUUCCGGACUGGAUGGCGUAGGAGAAGAGCUGCCGCUGCUCCUCRCAAAAGAUGGUGCAGGGUUUCUUUUUGUGCUUGUGGCGUUGCCGUCAAGCCCAACGUCCAAGUCCGAGACCAAGCUUGUAGUUCCAUGGAACUUUUGCGGUGCCUUUGUUCGUGCUGGUUGCAGGGAUUAGUUCCAUACGGCACCGCCUUUAGAGGACGACAAGCCACAGAUGUGAAGUAAAAUUGUUUAAUAUUU
Molecule: messenger RNA, 1804 nt
Organism: Pseudo-nitzschia multistriata
Lineage: Eukaryota; Bacillariophyta; Bacillariophyceae; Bacillariales; Bacillariaceae
Source: the annotation of a GenBank genome assembly